AUGUCAAAGACUAAGAAAUAAGUAAUUAAAUUGAAAAAAAUAAAGAAGUUUAUAGAAAUCCCUUUUAUUUAGACCAUAGAAGAAGAUUUAAGUGAUGAUCUACAAAUGUUAUUAGAAAAAGUUGAUCAAUCCAAGAAAAAUGAAACUGCAAGGUAGCAUUUAAAUAAGUUUUAAGUCAAUAAAAAACAUUCUCUAAAGGUAUCAAAGAAGCUAGAUUUUAAUAAUAAUCAAUAGCCUGUUCAAUGUCAAAAGAACAAGACUAGGAAACAAAUAAUCAUUUCUAAAUAAAUGUAUGCCCAUCAGAAAAAGAUUGAAGAAUUGUAUACCCAUCUUUUUGGUCUUCAAUGCCUCUUUAAUGCAGUAAAAAUUUAAAAGGAAGAAAAGCAGAAUAAACUACAAGACUUGAUACUUCCAUAGAAUGAAAAAAUAAAACCAAAAUAAAAUCUAAAAAGAAUAUUUUGCCAAAUUUUAGCACAAAAAUAUUAGCAAGUAAAAAUGAAAGCAAUUUAUGAAGAUAAUAAUCAUAAUAAAUAGUUGAUAUUAACAAGUAAAAAAAUGCUUGGUUACAAGAGUGAAUAAGAAAUAGAUAAUCGAACUUAUUAUAUAAAUUAAAAUGAAUUUAUAUUUUUUUGUCAAGAAUAUUUCAGAUAUAUAAUCGAAAAUCAACACACUAUUAAAGAAAAAGUAGAAUUUUCAAAUAAAGAAAUUUCACAUUUUGUUAGUGAAAAAAGCGAAAAGUUUUAACAAAGACUUAGAGUUAAGUAUUAGCUAAAUUGGAUAAGAAUAUCAGUUGAGACAAGAAAAGCAUUCAAAGUCUAAUCAAAAAGAUUUGAAAGCUUGAUGCUAAGAAAAAUUAAAACAGAAACUCAUAAAAAAGGUUACUGCUAAGAGAAAAAGUAGUGUUUUGAAGUAAAGCAAAGAAGAAGUAUAAAUAAAGAAUAGAAAAUAAAUGAUACUAAUAAAGUCCAAAGAAAUCACCUGAAUAAUUUAGUUUUGAAAAAUAAAAUGGAUUAAUUCAAUAAUAAAUUAACUAGCCUUGCUUACAAGCAUAAAUUAAGAUAAAAUAAUGAAAAAAAUUAAAAAUUUUUACUAAUUUAAAGCAAAGAAAAAACAAAAAGUUUAAUUUCAAGCUUUGACUCUGAAAACUAGUAAAGAGUGAAGUAGUAACUAAGUCUUAAUUACUCACUUGCGAAGAUAAUUAACACAGAUUUUGACUCAUUAGAGUAUUUCGCGUCUGAUAGUUAGAAAAGCUUAAACAAUCACUCACAAAAAUUAAAAAUUAAAAAUAUUCAAGAGGAGCCAUUUAAAAAAAAUUGUACCAAUAAUAAAAGCUAAUAAUAGCUUAAUAAUUGUUAAUAAUAAGUUGGUUCUCAGUUAUUAUAAGUAUAAAAAUUGAGUUUAUAAGAUAAUUCUAAGCUUAAAUCUAAUAGCGAAUUUGGAAAAUUGAGAAACAUAUUAAAAGUUAAAGAAGAUAAGCUUCUUGGUGGAGGAAUAUGUGGCAGUAGGUAAAGAGUUGGAACUUCAAAUAUAGUUUAAAUAUAAAAAUAGAAAUAGAAUCUAUAAUAAAUUAUUCAUGAAAAGGAUAAACUUGAAUAAGACUUUUAAGUUUAAAAUUCUGAAGAGUAACAACAAAUUGAGGAUGAUGAAAUCACUUUUAAAGAGUUUAAUAAAUAGUAUAAAAAAUAUAUUAAUGAUGAUCAAAUUAGUGAAAAAAUAAUAGAAGGACAUGUAAGAAAGAUUAUUGAAAAAAGUCUUUAUGAAUAUAGAGAAUACAUAAUUUAAGUAGAUAUUAGACAUAAAGUUAUUGAUAUGAUUAAUUUAUUAAUCAAUUAUUUUCUUAUCAUUAGAUAAAGCAAGUCAACUUAGUCAAUACAAUCUGAUAUUAACUUAAUAAAUAGUAAGUUGGAAACACUUAUUAUUUACUGCAAAGAGAAUAAAGAAAGACAUCCUUGUUUGGAUCUUUAUCAAUAUUUUGAUAUCUUAAAAACUUUGAAUGGUUAAAGAUAAGGUUUAGAUGAAAUUAAUAAAAGUGUUGCUGCCUAAAUUAUUUCAAAAGUUAUUCAAGUUGCUAAAUUUGGAGCUGGAUUUGUCAGUAUAGCUGGAGCUAUCUAAAAUUUUACUAAUAUAAAUUUAAGCGAAAUAGACACUUUUAUCAAAGAAAUUAAAUUAAUUGUUCAAAAACUGACUAUUGAAUCUUAAACUGAUUUCGUUAAAAUAGGACUUGAAAGCUAUUCUGACUACAAUUCUAAUAAUAUUGCAAAUAAUAUGUAAGCAUUGUGGCUUAGAAAAGUUUAGUAUCUGGGAGAUAAUCUUUCUCAGUAAGAUCCAAUUUAAGAAAUCAUGUUUUAUUUAGAAGAAUCUCCUAAAAUAGUAAAUAAAGACACAUAAUUAUUUGUUUACAUGCAAUUAAAUUAUUUAUUGUCAAAGCAAUAAAUAGAAGAUAAUUUCUAAAAGAUUUCUAAAAUAUUUGAAGAUAAGUAAAAGCAAGAACUUAUUACGCAAUUAUCAGAUAUUCUGUAAGUUAAAGAAUAUUCUGAAAGCAUUUUAGAUAAAAUAAAAAUGAUAGCAAAUUUAAUAGCUCAAAACAAUUAAUUUAGAUAUAUUAAAGCUUAGUUACUUUUGUACUUUGCUUAAAUAAUUUAAAAUACUAAUUAAAAUUCAUUUACAGAAAUUAUGACCACCAUUAUCUCUAAUUACUUGUCAGAAAAAUAAAAAUCAGUUAAAAUUAUUUACAAAAAUAAUUAAAUUAUUGCAGAUUUUAUUCAUAACCGUCUUAAUAAAACUUAAAUCUUAGUAGAAACAAAUUAGUUCAAACGUUAAAUGACAAAGUAUUUAGAUAAUAAACAAGAAUAUAAUAAUUUUGCAUAUGAAAUUUUAAAUGAAAAAGACUUAGAUAAGUAGCUUGCAAAGUAUUUUGUUGAAUUGUGGGAAUAAAGUGUGUAAUAGAGAUAGAAAAGGCUAGAAAUAACACAUAAAGAUGAUGUAUUACUUGAAGCAAUUCAUUUAUAUGUUAAUUAAUAGAUUACAUACUAGGAAGGUUAUAAAAUUAACACAGAAGGAAGAGAUGCUGUAAAAUAGAUUAUUGAAUAAUUCCUCAUUCCAAACUUUGUAUUUUCUUCUGAUGAUAGUUAAAAUAAAGAAGAAAGCUAGUAAAAUUAGGAAAAAGUUAAUUAAAAUAAUUGUAAAAUCAUAUCAAUUUUAGCAGAAGGAGGUUCGGGAAAGUCAAUGCUGUUAAAAAAGUUAGAAGUUGAACUACUGAAUCGUGAUUCAGAAUACACAAGAGAUACUAGAUCUGAUUUCAUUCCAUUUAUCAUUAAGUGCAACUCUUUAGAUAGAAAAUAGCCAUCUUUAGAAGACUAUUUAGAAUCUGUGAAAAUAAAGAGAAAAGACAUCGAUAUGCUAAAAAACUCUGAAAGAAAUAAACUAAUCAUGCUCGAUGGUUAUGAUGAAUAUACAGGAGAAUACUUUAAGGUUUAUGAGAAAUUAAAACUCAACGAAUGGGUAAAUACUCUGGUUAUUGUUACUUCUAGAUUAGAGAAAAUAACAAUAUCUGAUGCUAAAAAGUACUUUAACUACUAUGAUAACUAAGGAAAAUAAGCUAAAAAUAAUAAUUCUUUUGGAAUCUUCAAACUUGAAAAAAUUACAGACAAAGACAUUGAAGAUUACUUAGAAAAGUAUAAAAAAUAUUCAGAAAAUAAGAAAGAUUUUAAUAUAAAUCAACACAAUUCAAUUAAAGAUAUUAUAUUAAAAAACAAAUAGCUAAAUAAAUUAUUAACUCUCCCUAUUAAUUUAUACCUCACUACAAGAAUGAUUGCAGAUAUUGAUAUUAUUGAUCAAAAAGUUUCAAAGGCCUUGUAAAAAGUUUCAGAUCAGAUAGAGAUAUAAGAGUUUUUUUUCUAAUAACAAUUCAAAAGCCAAUCUCAAAUUUAUAUUAAAGAUUAAUAAAACUUAAAUUUGAAUGAGAAAUAAAAACAAGAAUUAAUUGAAAAAGUAUAAUUAUGUUACUUUGAAUACUUUUAGUUAAUUGCUAUGCAAAUGUUUAUUUAAAAAGGUGAAAAAUCAAAUUAUCUUUCAACAACAAAAGAAUCUAUUAAAUUCUAACCAAGCCAAGACGCAUCUGUUCUUUUCAAAAAAUGUAAUCUAAAAAUAGAUAGCCUCAUAAAAAAGAUAGCUAACUAUGUUGAUUCUAGAGUCAUUACAAGAAUUAACUUAGAUUUAGAUGCAGAAAAUACUAAUCAUAAAUCUUAAAAUAAUAAAAAGAAAGAUUAAGAAAACAAUAAAUGUUAAGAAUUUGAGUUCAGACAUAAAUCUCUUUUUGAAUAUUUUGCUGCCAGAGCUAUGAAAUACGAUUUUGAUAUUCAUGGAGAAAAUAUCUAUAAAUUAGAUAUAAAAUAACUAAAAGAAUUUAAUAUAAAUAAAAGAAUUGUGAUGAGCAACUAAUCAGAGCAAUAAAUUCUUAUAAAGCUUUACAAAUUGAUGUAAUCUGAUAUAUAUUCAUCGUUUUUUGAGAAUAAUUAUAGCGAAGAAGACAUAUCUAAAACAAAUAAGUAUAUUCAAUUCAUUAAAAAAUCUACAAUUUCAAAAUCCACUGAAAAAAGCUAAAUCGAUGUUGGAGCAUCUAAUUUAUUAUCAGCACUCUAUCUUUCAAAAUUCUCAUUUACUGAUUUGACUUUCAAAAAAUGUUCAUUUUCUUAAGCUUACAUCUUUACUUAAGAAUCUAGACUUACUGAAUUUAAGGAUUGUAACUUAAGUCAUUCGUAUAUUCACAAUCAAAAUUUAGAUAACUAUGAAACUUCUAACACUAAAAAUGCAGCUUUGGGUGGUUUCUAAAAAUAAUUUGGUACUGAUGACAUUUAUUCUUUUAAGCAAGUUAUAUUUUAUAAAAAUACUCUUGUAUCUAUAACAAGAACUGGAUAUAUCAAUUAAUUCGAAAUUUCUCAUAAUAAAAAUCAACCUUGUAAAAAAUUAUAAUCAAAAAAAAUUACUCAUUCUGAUUUGUAAAGUAUUCACUAUGUUAGCAUAAAAAAUAUUUUUAUUAUUAGAGCAUUUAGAUCUAUAUUUGAGAUUAAUACUCAGACUUUUGAGACUAUUAAUACUUUCACUUUUGAUUUUCGAAUUUCCAGUUUAGCAAUAAAUAAUUCAAAAUACUUAAUUACGUUAAAAACAGAAUAAAUAUUUUAUGGAGAUAUAUAAAAUGGUUUCAUUCUUCUUGAUGAAAGCAAAAUUUAAGCUAAAUAAUGUUUUAUGCUAAACAAUUCAAUCAUAGCUUUUUAAAAUAAAGAAAUUAACAUUUAUAAUUUAGCAGAUUUAUAAAUUAUAAAAAAUGUAAAAAAUGAUAUUCAGAAUAUGCAUUUAUUUUCUUUUACUUCAGAAUACAAGUACCUCGCAAUAGGUUUUGAAGAUUAAACUUGUUAAAUAUGGAGUGCAGAAAAUGGAUUUGAAGUCAUAAAGACAACUAAAGAACAUAGGUUGACUAUUAAUACUCUUGCUUUUUCUUCAAAAGGUAAAUAUCUGGCAACAAGUUCAAGCGAUAAAACUUGCAUAUUUUAGAAUUUAGAGAGGGAAUUCUAAUUAAUAAAAACUAUUGAUGAAAGGUAAAACAAAAUAGUUAACUCAAUUGUUUUUUCUGAAGAUGGAAAGUAUUUUGCAAUUGGUUCAAAAGAUAACACUUGCAAAAUAUUUAAUGUAGAAAAUAACUUCGAAUACAUAAAUACUAUAGAAGCACAUAGUGAUUCGAUCUCUUCUGUUGCUUUUUCUGCUGAUGGCAAGUAUCUUGCAACAGGUUCUUAUGAUAACACCUGCAGAAUCUGGAUAGUAUAAAAUGAAUUAUAAAUGAUAGAUACGGUACUAGAACAUACUGAUAAGAUUUCUUCAGUUGCUUUUUCUCCUGAUAGCAAGUACCUUGCAACAGGUUCUUUAGAUAAUACUUGCAAAAUCUGGGAUCUACAUAAAUUAUAACACGUAUAAACAAUAGGAGAACACACUUCAGGAAUUUGUUAAGUUGCUUUUUCUCCAGACAAUAAAUAUCUAGCAACUGUUUAUUAGGAUGAUACAUGCAAAAUCUGGGAUGUAGAAAAUAAAUUUAAGUUUGUAAAUUCUAUUCAAACAGGAUUAACUUGUCAAGUAGCUUUUUCAGCUGAUGGUAAUUAUUUGGCAACAAGUGCAUAUGAUCACAGUAUUUUCAUAGUAAAUAUCUGGAAUAUUAAAAAUGGAUUUGAACAUCUUAAAAAAAUUGAAACUGACCAUGCUGAUUAGAUUAUCUCACUUGCUUUUUCUGCUGAUGGUCAAUAUCUCGCGUCAGGUUCAUAAGAUAGAACAUGCAAAGUUUGGAAUGUAGAAAAUGGAUUCGAACAAGUAAUAACUAUUUAAGGACAUACUGAUAGAAUUUCUUCGAUUCUUUUUUCUCCGGAUAGCAAGUAUCUUGCAACUGGUUCAUUUGAUAACACUUGCUAAAUCUGGAAUGUAGAAGAAAAAUUUUAAAUCUUCAAUGGAAUUUAAGUCUGUGAUGAUGUUUUGUCAAUAGCUUUUUCUGUAGACGGAAAGUACCUAGCAACAGGUUCAGAAGAUAAUACUUGCAUAUUGUGGAAUUUAGAUUAUGAAUUUAAGCUUAAUAUUAGUUUGAUAAACGAUAAUUAUUUUCAUGAAUAAAUUUUUUCCCUUUGUUUUUCUCCAGAUAAUAAGUAUUUAGCAACUACACAUACUAAUAAUAAAUGCAAAAUUUGGAAUUUAGAGAAUGGAUUUGAGCUUAUUUACACUAUUGAAGGGCAUGAUAUAUUUAUUUCUUCAAUUACUUUUUCUUCAGAUGCUAAGUACCUCGCAACAGGUUCAGGUGAUUUCACAUGUAAAAUCUGGAAAGUUGAAAAUGGAUUCGAGUUAAUUAAAGUUAUAGAUGGACAUACUUAUCAAUUUGAGUCAAUCGCUUUUUCUAUAGAUGGCAAGUACCUAGCAACAGGUUCUAAUGAUAAGACUUGCAAAAUCUGGAAUAUAUAAAAUGGAUUUAAGCUAAUUAAAACGGUUGAAGGAUUUGAAAAAGGAAUUUGCUCAGUUGUUUUUUCUGCUAAUUGCCAAUAUCUUGCAACAGCUUCUUUAGAUUGCAAAAUUUGGAAUAUAGAAAAUAGUUUUUAACUCUUAAAAACAAUUGAAGGAAAAGAUUAUGAUUAUUUUUAUAAAGUUAAUUUUUCUUCAGAUGGAAGGUUACUCCUAACAAUUUCAAAAUAUUAAAGUUGCAAAAUCUGGAAUGUAGAAAAUGGAUUCUAACUUAUAGAUUCGAUAGAAGAGGAUUAUCUUAUAAAUUCAGUUGAUUUUUCUGCAGAUUCCAAAUAUUUAGUAAUAUGCCCUAGGUUUAAAAAUUUUAAAAUCUGGAAUGUAGAAAAUAAAUUUUAAUUCAUUUAUUAAAUGGAUAAAAAAAUUGAUUAUUAAUUUUUUGAUUUAGCUGCUAUUUCUAAAGAUUGCAAGUACCUAGCAACCACUAAUUGUAAUACAAUUAAUAUCUGGAAUUUUGAAAAAGGUUUGAAACUAUUGAAUAAAAAUGAAACAUAAAAUAAAGAAAUUUAGGCAAAUUCAUCUUAAAAAAAUUAAAAUAUUAAAAUUGUUUUCUCAUUAGUUUAUAUUGUUUGA
Messenger RNA from Tetrahymena thermophila SB210, 7617 nucleotides. RefSeq names its product WD domain, G-beta repeat protein. The record is from RefSeq and is a predicted model, not a curated record. Gene Ontology annotation, molecular function: protein binding. NCBI's taxonomy places the organism in Eukaryota, Ciliophora, Oligohymenophorea, Hymenostomatida, Tetrahymenidae. The transcript has 2 exons.